GAAACCCAUCAUUGUUCUUCAAUUCCUCUAUUUAAAGAAACCCCCAGUCCCUCUCUCCAAUUCUUUAGCUCGAUCACUUCUCUUUCUCCGCAUCAUCGACCCCACUAAGGAAAACGAAAAGAUUGUCGCCAUUAAUUCCGUCUUAAUUAGCUUGUUGCUCGUUCGGAGGUACAAGAAUGAGUGGUGUUGGUGGGCCAUGCGGUGCAUGCAAAUUUCUGAGGAGGAAGUGCGUGAAGGGGUGCGUAUUUGCGCCGUAUUUCGAGUCCGAUCAACUGGGGACGGCCCAUUUCGCGGCGGUGCAUAAGGUGUUCGGAGCUAGCAACGCCUCCAAAAUGCUGAUGGCCAUUCCGGCCAACCGCCGCCUCGAAGCCGUCGUCACGCUGUGUUAUGAGGCUCUUGCUAGGGUUAGAGACCCCGUCUACGGCUGCGUUGGCCAAAUCUUCACUCUUCAACAACAGGUGGUUAACUUGCAAGCAGAGUUGGCUUAUGUUCAAGCGCGUCUAUCAACCCUCCAGCAUCUUCCUCUGGCAGCACCACCGCCGGGAAGUUUACCCACCGGCGGCGCCAAUGUGGAUCUCCAGUCCUCGUGCGAAGCAGGACACAGCUCCGAUGUAUCAUUAUACGUUAAUCCACCACCACCACCACCACCAUUAUCGCCGGGGCUAGACGUUACGGGAUUGUGCGACGAGUGGGAUGAAGAUGUGGCUACUUCGGAUCUUCACAUGUUAGCUUGGGAGUUUGUGUCUAGGCACUUGCCAGGAGUGCGAUUCAGGCCUUCACAAUGAAACUAACAAGCUAGAUUUGGUUCAUCUCAGGAAUCAACCUCAUAUUUUAGCUCCUAUAUCAACUAUUCUCAUGCGUUUUGCAUGCACUCUAAUUAUCUAUUAAUUAUCUCUAACUACAUCAUAUUCUCCCUGUCCCAUUUUAUUUUUGGCUUCUUGUCUUGUCCAUAAAAAGUGAAAUCCUAUCCCGAGGCGGCUAUUUUAUUCUUUA
Messenger RNA from Ipomoea nil (Japanese morning glory), 993 nucleotides. RefSeq names its product LOB domain-containing protein 19-like. The record is from RefSeq and is a predicted model, not a curated record. Gene Ontology annotation, biological process: hormone-mediated signaling pathway; positive regulation of DNA-templated transcription. Bases 177 to 785 code for a protein of 202 amino acids. Gene Ontology annotation, cellular component: nucleus. The transcript has 2 exons. Lineage: Eukaryota; Viridiplantae; Streptophyta; Magnoliopsida; Solanales; Convolvulaceae.